AUGGCUCUGACGCGCCAGCGGGUCCUCCUGGAGCUGAAAAUGCAGCUCGCAUUGGACUUCCUGGCAGACGAUGCAGUGAUUAGCCUGGCUGCUGCGAAUGCCGAGUUGCGAACGGCCCUUGCUAGCGCUUGUGCGGCUCGGCACGGGCACGGUUAUCGCCACGCUUCUGGACCCUUCUCGCUAUCCGAGUCUCAGCUUUGGCGCGUCUUGAGUCUGGAGGAGCUGAGCCGUUUCCAGCAUUUGCUCCCUCGUGUGACUCUCGUCUCUGAGCUUUGCCUGAAGGACUCGUCUGAGUGUAUGUCAUUCGUAAUUGCCGGAGCCAGUCUCGCCAGGGAAACCGUCGAUCAUCACAUCUAUUACGCCGUGUUCACCUUCGACAAAGGUGAGACCACGAAGCUGUUCUCGGGGGAAGAAGACGAAAACGACAACAACCAUUGGUGUGCUGCACAGCCUCUUGUCGAUGUCGUUUCCGGCAAGCAUCACUACAGUGUCCAGAUUGCAGCCCAGUGCUUUGAGGUGGGCAUGCCAACAAUUCAUCUCAGUCCGGACUGUGACAGCGAGGAGAACGAUGAUGAGGGCAUCUGCUGCAACAGCCCGAUGCAGCCUGACAUGAGGCUGCAUGCUUCUGGCGACAGGAAAUGCAUGAACAUCUGGGAUGACCACGACCUGAACGAGGCGUCACAGCUACGCUCUGCUGUGCACAGCAGCCACAUACCCUCGUUUAAUGUGCGUUGUUAA
Molecule: messenger RNA, 738 nt
Organism: Symbiodinium necroappetens
Lineage: Eukaryota; Dinophyceae; Suessiales; Symbiodiniaceae
Source: the annotation of a GenBank genome assembly